AUGGAGAAUUUCAAUUCACUAAAAUUAAGUUACAAUGAAUAUGAAACCUUACCUAGAUUUUACGAAACAAAUGAUACUCUGAGUGAAGAUACAAAUGAUGAAUCUGAUAAUUCAAAUAAGAGGAAAAAUCUAAAUGAUGAUUUAAAUAAAGAUGAAAAUAACAAAAUAGAAAAGUAUAUUAAGUUAAAAAAUAAUAUAAAAAUAUGGGCUGGUACAAAUAAAAUAAUUAAUUACGAAAAAAAGAAUGUAUUAGAGUUGAAUAAAAUAAUCUAUAAUUAUAAUAAUAAGGAAAUUAAUGUUUCUAGUAAUUCAAAGGUUCUAAAUAUAAAUAAUAAUAACUUAGAAGAUUUAUGCUUUAUGAGUGAUCUUUUGAGGCAUAUAUAUAAUCAAAAAAAUAUAGAAUCCACUAUUAAUUAUUCAAAUAUUAUUUCCUUAGAUAUUUCUUUUAAUAAUUUAGUUACAAUAAAUGAUAGUAUAUUGGAAUUAAAUAAUUUAAAAGCAUUAUAUAUCCACUCAAAUAAAAUAGAGAGCAUUAACGAAAUUCAAAAACUUCAAUCCUUAUCUAAAUUAAAAAAACUUACUUUAGAAAAUAACCCUAUUAUGGAAUUGUUUAACAAAUUUUAUCGACCUUUUGUAAUUCAUUACUUACCUCAUAUAAAAUCUUUGGAUUUUCAUGAUAUUACUAAAAUAGAGAAAAAUAAAUCAGAUAUAACUUUUAAUACGCACAAAUAUAAAUUUAAUUUGCAAUAA
Plasmodium relictum is the source of this 750-nucleotide messenger RNA. RefSeq names its product leucine-rich repeat protein (gene LLR14.1). Gene Ontology annotation, molecular function: protein binding. NCBI's taxonomy places the organism in Eukaryota, Apicomplexa, Aconoidasida, Haemosporida, Plasmodiidae. The transcript is spliced from 3 exons. The record is from RefSeq and is a predicted model, not a curated record. The coding region runs from base 1 to 750 and encodes 249 amino acids.